UAAGAGUCAGACUUUGUUUUGCGAUCCACGUAUGUGCUUUAAAAUGUAGAGAAGUCUGUUUCAGUGUCUGCAGCAUGUUCUUUAUGAAACUUAAGUGUGGGAGGGCAGCACAAAGAGAGCUGAGGUCAGACAUUCUUCAGACUUGAACUCUGACAGUUAUCUGAGAUAUUCACAAUCAGCUGGAGAGGCUUCCUACAAAACAAAACAAAGCUGCAGACUGUUGUUUCAUAUCGAAAUCAAAACACCGUGACAGACAACGCAAACCACAAACAAUAACAAAGACGAAAAACCUCUUCAAUGUGAGGAAGCACAUACCAACACAAAGAUAACAAGACGGACUGUGUAGCUCUGUGAGUUUUUUUCCGUAUCUCCCCGUGGGACCUGCAUCUGAGAGUCAGCAUGGAGGUGAACGAGGAAGUGAUGCAUAUUCUUCAGAAAGUGUGGACCAAACUGCAGAAUCUCCCACAAGCCACUCCUCUGGAGCUGGGAGCCUUCUCUGUGCUCAUCCUGUUUGUUGCCACGUUUCUCUUCUUGGUCGUGCUGUCCUGCGUCCACUGCUGCUGCUGUGGGAAGCCAAAAUACACAACCUCCAGAGUGCAGCCCGUCUGAAGACGAAGCAUAAACAACCUCCAUCCUUUCUUCCAUCCUUCAUGUCAUCAUCAAAUGAGAUUCAUCAAGAGAAGGACAGGGACAACAUUUGAUGAUUUGUCCAGCAUUGGGAUAAAGACUGGCAGAGCUGGAAUCCAUAUCAGGACAAUGAAAUGCUGUGUGGCAGUCGUUUGCAACAACAGAAGCCUCACUGUGGAGCAGGCGAUGAGAAGCUCCAGUAAGAAAGCUGAUGUGUGUUUGUCACAGUGACUCCGUUAUUGCAAAUGAACUGGUUUAGAAUUCUGUUGAUUUUAAAGGGAAUGUGAAAAACAGAAUGGAAAAUGUUCAACUUGUGAAUCGUGUGCUUGUAGUUCCAGCAGAAAGUUGCUGGUGUAAACAAACAGAGCGCCCCCUGUUGGCCCACUGAAGAUUAUUAAAUUGGAAAUAUGAGCUUUUCAUUGUAUUCUCUUUAUAUUGUAACAGAAGUGUUUUUUUGUCUGUUUUUACGAUGCAAUAUUGCAUUUUUGGAUGUAACUGAAAUGUCAUAAAUGUUCUAUAUAUAUAUAAAAACAGAUGUAAUACUGA
Messenger RNA from Cottoperca gobio, 1173 nucleotides. It is a transcript of the gene smim5, whose product is annotated as small integral membrane protein 5. The record is from RefSeq and is a predicted model, not a curated record. Lineage: Eukaryota; Metazoa; Chordata; Actinopteri; Perciformes; Bovichtidae. The coding region runs from base 400 to 609 and encodes 69 amino acids. The transcript is spliced from 4 exons.